Molecule: messenger RNA, 8819 nt
Organism: Columba livia (rock pigeon)
Lineage: Eukaryota; Metazoa; Chordata; Aves; Columbiformes; Columbidae
Gene: TPR
Product: translocated promoter region, nuclear basket protein
Exons: 51
Coding region: 44-7201 (2385 amino acids)
Biological process (GO): mRNA export from nucleus; protein import into nucleus; regulation of mitotic spindle assembly
Cellular component (GO): nuclear pore
Molecular function (GO): structural constituent of nuclear pore
Source: RefSeq, a predicted model, not a curated record
AGUCGCCGCGGUAGUGGUGGGGGGGGGGGUGAGGUUGCCCAAGAUGGCGGCCGUGCUGCAGCAGGUCCUGGAGCGGGCCGAGCUCGCCAAGCUGCCCAAGCCGGUGCAGGGCAAGCUGGAGCGCUUCCUGGCCGACCAGCAGACCGAGAUCGACGGGCUCCGAGCCAGGCAUGAGCGCUUCAAGGUGGACAGCGAACAACAGUACUUCGAAGUAGAAAAGCGUCUGGCUCAAAGUCAGGAGAGACUUGUAAAUGAGACACAAGAAUGUCAAACUCUCCGCGAGGAGCUUAAAAAACUUCAUGAACAGUUGAAGUCACUGAAUGAGAAAAAUAAAGAACUUGAAGCUGCCCAGGACCGUAAUACGGCCAUCCAGAGCCAGUUAAGUAGAGAAAAAGAAGAACUAGAAGCUGAAAAGAGAGAUUUGGUUCGAACAAGCGAAAGGCGAUCUCAGGAAGUUGAACAUUUAAACGAGGAUGUUAAACGCUUAAAUGAAAAGCUUACGGAAGCAAACACAGAAAAGGUGAAACUUCAGUUACAGCUGGAUGAACUUCAAACAUCAGACGUUUCCAUGAAGUACCGUGAGAAGAGGUUGGAGCAAGAAAAAGAACUUCUACAGAAUCAAAACACGUGGCUGAAUGCUGAGUUGAAAGCCAAAACAGAUGAACUUCUACACACUGCCAGGGAGAAAGGCAAUGAAAUCUUAGAGCUUAAAUGUAACCUGGAGAACAAGAAGGAGGAGGUUUCCAGAAUGGAGGAACAGGUAAACAGCUUGAAACAGUCAAAUGAAAAUCUUCAGAAGCAUGUGGAAGACCUUUUGAAUAAACUGAAGGAGGCAAAGGAACAGCAAGCUAGUAUGGAGGAAAGAUUCCACAAUGAACUGAAUGCCCACAUAAAAUUAUCCAAUUUGUAUAAGAGUGCUGCUGAUGACUCGGAGGCAAAGAGCAACGAGCUGACGGGAGCAGUGGAGGAGCUGCACAAGCUGCUGAAGGAAGCGGGCGAAGCUAAUAAAGCAACCCAGGAGCAUUUGGCUGAGGUGGAAGAGGCAAAAGCUGGAAUGGAAAAAGAACUGAGAGAGAAGAUCAGUAAACUGGAGAAGGAGCUGGAGAAUGCCAAUGAUUUACUGUCUGCUACAAAGCGCAAAGGAGCCAUCCUGUCCGAGGAGGAGCUGGCAGCCAUGUCCCCCACCGCUGCGGCCGUAGCCAAAGUGGUCAAGCCUGGGAUGAAACUUACUGAGCUGUACAAUGCAUAUGUAGAAACUCAGGAUCAGUUGCUUUUGGAAAAGCUGGAGAAUAAGAGAAUCAAUAAAUAUUUGGACGAAAUAGUGCAGGAAGUAGAAGCCAAAGCACCAAUCUUGAAACGUCAGCGUGAAGAAUUUGAGCGUUCCCAAAAAGCUGUUGCUAGUCUGUCUGUGAAGCUUGAACAAGCUAUGAAGGAGAUCCAGCGAUUGCAGGAGGAUGCCGAUAAAGCCAAUAAACACGCCUCUCUACUUGAGAGAGAGAACCAGAGACUGGAAAUACAAGUGAAAGAUCUUUCACAGCAGAUUCGUGUGCUUUUAAUGGAACUAGAGGAAGCCAGGGGCAACCAUGUGAUUCGCGAUGAAGAAGUGAGCUCCGCUGACAUCAGUAGCUCUUCUGAGGUGAUAUCUCAACACCUGGUCUCUUACAGAAAUAUUGAAGAACUUCAGCAGCAGAAUCAGCGUCUCUUGGUGGCUCUUCGGGAGCUGGGAGAGGCUAGAGAAAAAGAGGAGCAAGAAACAACAUCAUCUAAAAUUUCGGAGCUUCAGAGUCAACUCGAGGAAGCUCACAACGAGCUGGAAAAGCUGCGUGAGUCGCGUCAUCAUCAGGUGCAGCUUGUUGAGUCUAUAGUUCGUCAGCGUGAUAUGUUCCGCAUAUUGUUGGCACAGACCACAGGAGCCAUCAUCCCUUUGCAAGCUUCAGGUACGUUACCAGAGGAGAUUUCUCUUAUGUCUACUCCAAAGCGCCCAAGUUUACCUCAAGCCAUGUCAACUCCUGCUCCGGUGUCAAUGGCUGAGUCAGUGGAGGCUGUGGAGGCUAAGGCUGCGCUUAAGCAGUUGCAGGAAGUGUUUGAGAACUAUAAAAAAGAAAAGGCGGAGAAUGACAAGUUGCUGAAUGAACAAAAUGAAAAGCUUCAGGAGCAGGUCACAGACUUGAGGUCACAAAAUGCAAAGAUAUCCACGCAGCUGGAGUUUGCCUCCAAACGUUAUGAAAUGCUGCAGGAUAACGUUGAAGGUUACCGGCGAGAAAUAACAUCUCUGCAUGAAAGAACCCAGAAACUCACAGCAACGACUCAGAAGCAAGAGCAGAUAAUUAACACUAUGACUCAAGACCUGAGGGGAGCUAAUGAAAAACUGGCAGUGGCAGAGGUGAGAGCAGAAAACUUAAAAAAAGAGAAAGAUAUCUUGAAGAUGUCAGAUGUGCGGUUGACUCAGCAACGUGAGUCUUUGUUAGUUGAACAAAGAGGACAGAACUUGCUGCUUACUAAUUUACGAACUAUUCAGGGAAUACUGGAGAGGUCCGAGACAGAAACGAAACAAAGACUCACUAAUCAGAUUGAAAAGCUAGAGCGUGAGAUAUCUCAGCUGAAGAAGAAACUAGAAAAUGAGGUGGAACAAAGACAUUCCCUUACCAAAAAUCAAGAGGUUCAUAUCCUGGAUCUUAAGAGGCAGCUUGAGACUGAAACAAACCGUCACGUUAACACAAAGGAACUUUUAAAGAAUGCCCAGAAAGAAACUACCAUGUUGAAACAGCAGCUUAACAACACGGAGGCUCAGCUCGCAUCUCAGUCGUCAGUGAGGGCUCCAGGGAAGGGUCAGCCUAAUGCAAAUGAAGAUGUGGAUGAUCUUGUAAGUCGACUAAGACAAGCUGAUGAACAAGUUAACGACCUGAGAGAAAGACUCAAGACUAGUUCUAGUAAUGUGGAACAGUACAGGGCCAUGGUUCUUAGUCUAGAGGAGUCCCUUAAUAAGGAAAAACAAGUGACGGAGGAAGUUCGUGCAACAGUUGAAGCUCGCCUGAAGGAGUCUUCAGAGUAUCAAGCCCAGCUAGAAAAGAAGUUGAUGGAGUCAGAGAAAGAAAAGCAAGAACUGCAAGAGGAGAAGCGUAAAGCUGUGGAGAAUAUGGAACAGCAGCUGUCAGAACUGAAGAAGAGUCUGUCCACCAUGCAAUCAGAAGUUCAGGAAGCUUUGCAGAGAGCCAGCACCGCUCUAAAUAAUGAACAGCAAGCCAGACGUGACUGCCAGGAACAGGCAAAGAUGGCUUCUGAAGCGCAAAAUAAAUAUGAACGGGAGUUAAUGCUUCAUGCUGCUGAUGUUGAAGCAUUACAGGCUAUUAAAGAGCAAGUUGCCAAGAACGCAGCGGUGAGGCAGCAGCUGGAGGAUGCCGCUCAGAAAGCGGAGUCUGAAUUAUUAGAGUGCAAAGCCUCGUGGGAGGAGAGAGAGAGAAUGAUCAAGGAUGAAGCUUCCAAACUCGCAUCCCGCUGUGAAGAUUUGGAAAAACAAAAUCGAUUAUUACAUGAACAGCUGGAAAGCCUGAGUGACAAGAUGGUGACUUCGAUGAAGGAAGCCGUGCCAGCUGCAGUGAAUGUUUCUCUCAAUGAGGAGGGCAAAUCCCAGGAGCAAAUCUUGGAAAUUCUUAGAUUUAUACGUCGAGAAAAGGAGAUUGCAGAAACUAGAUUUGAAGUGGCCCAGGUGGAGAGUUUGCGGUACCGGCAGAGAGUUGAGCACCUGGAAAGGGAACUCCAGGAACUGCAGGACAGUCUCAAUGCCGAGAGGGAGAAGGUGCAGGUGACAGCAAAAACCAUUGCGCAGCAUGAAGAAUUAAUGAAAAAAACUGAGACCAUGAACGUACUGAUAGAAACCAACAAGAUGCUAAGAGAAGAGAAGGAGAGACUGGAACAAGAGCUACAACAAAUUCAAGCAAAGGUACGCAAGCUUGAGGCAGACAUCCUACCUCUGCAAGAGUCUAAUGCUGAACUGAGUGAGAAAAGUGGGAUGUUGCAGGCGGAGAAAAAGCUGUUGGAAGAAGAUGUUAAACGCUGGAAAGCCCGGACUCAGCAUUUAUUGAGCCAACAGAAGGAUACUGAUCUUGAAGAGUACCGGAAGCUGCUUGCGGAGAGGGAAGCAAACACCAAGCGCAUACAACAAAUGAGUGAAGAAACGGGCAGGCUUAAAGCAGAAAUAGCCAGAACUAAUGCAUCCUUGACUACAAGCCAGAAUCUUGUUCAGAGCCUGAAGGAUGAAGUAACUAAAAUAAGAACAGAAAAGGAUACUUUACAGAAAGAACUGGAUGCUAAAGUGGCUGACAUACAAGAAAAAGUGAAAACUAUAACACAGGUCAAGAAAAUUGGGCGCAGGUACAAGACUCAAUAUGAGGAGCUGAAAGCACAGCACGAUAAGAUGGUUGCGGAAGCAUCAACUCAGCCUCUUGUAGAACAACAAGAACAACAAGUUUCUGCCCAGGAAGUACAAGAGCUGAAAGACGCUCUCGGUCAAGCUGAAGUGAAGACAAAGGCUUUGGAGGCUCAGGUUGAAAGUUUACAAAAGACUAUAUCAGAAAAGGAAACGGAAGUUAGAAAUCUUCAGGAGCAGAUCACACAACUACAAUCAGAACUUGCUCGUUUUCAUCAAGAUCUGCAAGAGAAGACUACGCAGGAGGAACAGCUCAGGCAACAGAUCACUGAGAAGGAAGAGAAAACGAGGAAGACCUUGCUUGCGGCUAAGCAGAAAAUCGCACAGUUAGCUGGUACAAAAGAACAGCUAACAAAAGAAAAUGAAGAGUGGAAGCAAAAGAGCAGCUCAUUAGAAGAGCAGAAGACUGAACUGGAGGUGCGGAUGAGCGCACUGAAAUCCCAGUACGAAGGUCGAAUCUGCCGUCUGGAAAGAGAGCUCAGAGAGCAGCAGGAGCGCCACCACGAGCAGCGGGAUGAGCCGCCAGAGUCUACAAACAAGGUCCCAGAACAGCAGAGGCAAAUCUCUCUCAAGUCUACGCCAGCUUCAGGUGAACGAGGAAUUGCUAGCACUUCAGAUCCACCAACGGCAAAUAUUAAACCAACUCCUGUUGUGUCAACUCCAAGUAAAGUGACUGCUGCUGCGAUAGCUGGGAAUAAAUCUACUCCGAGAGCCAGUAUCCGCCCGAUGGUGACACCUGCUACUGUCACUAAUCCUACCACUACUCCGACAGCCACAGUUAUGCCCACAACGCAGGUGGAGACUCAGGAAGCCAUGCAGUCAGAGGGACCCGUGGAGCAUGUUCCAGUCUUCGGCAGCACCAGUGGGUCUGUGCGUUCCACCAGCCCCAACGUCCAGACGUCUCUGUCUCAGCCCAUCCUGACUGUUCAGCAGCAGACUCAAGCCACGGCGUUUGUGCAGCCCACCCAGCAAAGCCACCCUCAGAUUGAGCCCGCUGCACAGGAGCCGUCCCCUGCCAUCGUGGAGGUCGUACAGAGCUCACAGAUAGAGAGGCCCUCCACUUCCACAGCCGUCUUUGGCACAGUUUCAGCUACUCCAAGUUCUUCGCUGUCUAAACGUCCGCGAGAGGAAGAGGAAGAUAACACUGUGGAAAACUCGGACCAAAUUUCAGAGGAAACGGUGGAUGUGCCUCUUCCGAAGAAACUGAGAAGCGUACAGAGAGUUGGACCUGAGGAGGAAGUGACAGCAGAAGAAAGCACUGAUGGUGAGGUAGAAGCUCAAACAUACAAUCAAGACUCACAGGACUCAAUUGGAGAAGGUGUUACCCAGGGAGAGUACACUCCCAUGGAGGACAGCGAAGAAACUUCUCAGUCUAUCCCGAUAGAUCUUGGACCUCUCCAGUCAGAUCAACCAAAUAAUUCGUCAUCCCAGGAUGGUCAGUCUAAGAGAGAUGAUGUCAUCGUAAUUGACAGUGAUGAUGAAGAUGAUGAUGAUGAAGAAAAUGAAGGAGAGCAGGAAGACUAUGAGGAUGAGGAAGAAGAUGACGAGGAUGAUGAUGAAGACACGGGGAUGGGAGAUGAAGGCGAUGACAGUAAUGAAGGAACUGGUAGCGCUGAUGGCAAUGAUGGAUAUGAAGCAGAUGAUGCUGAGGGUGCUGAUGGCACAGAUCCUGGAACAGAAACUGAGGAAAGCAUGGGAGGAGGCGAAAGCAACCAGAGGGCAGCGGAUUCCCAAAACAGCGCUCAGUUUGGGGAGCACACCCUUCUGUAUGUUUUAGGAGAAGGGAGUACAAGCGCUGCGGAGUCCACCUUUCCUCACGAAAGCCCACGAGAACAGCAGCCAUCGUCUGCCUCGGAGAGACAGGCCCCGCGGCCCCCCCAGUCACCGCGCAGACCCCCGCAUCCCCUGCCCCCACGACUCACCAUUCAUGCUCCUCCUCAAGAACUGGGUCCCCCAGUGCAGAGAAUCCAGAUGAGUCGGAGACAGUCAGUGGGGCGUGGACUUCAGCUGACUCCUGGUAUAGGUGGAAUGCCUCUUUUUUUCCAGCAGCAGCACUUCUUUGAUGAUGAGGACAGAACAGUUCCAAGCACGCCAACUCUUGUAGUUCCACAUCGUACAGAUGGGUUUGCAGAAGCCAUUCAUUCCCCCCAGGUAGCUGGAGUUCCUAGAUUCAGAUUUGGACCCCCUGAAGAUAUGCCCCAAACCAGCUCGAGUCACUCAGAUCUUGGUCAGCUGGCAUCACAAGGAGGUUUAGGAAUGUAUGAAACCCCACUAUUCCUUGCUCAUGAGGAAGAAUCGGGUGGUCGCAGCGUUCCCACAACACCGUUACAAGUAGCAGCACCAGUGACAGUUUUUACCGAGAGUGCGUCAGCCGAUGCUUCAGAGCACGCUUCUCAGUCUGUGCCCAUGGUGACCACAUCUACCGGCAACCUGUCCACCACCACGGAGCCUGGAGCGGGUGACGACGGGGACGAAGUUUUUGCAGAGGCAGAGUCUGAAGGAAUUACUUCAGAAGCAGGCCUAGAAAUUGAUAGCCAGCAAGAAGAAGAAUCUGUUCAGGCAUCUGAUGAGUCAGAUCUUCCUUCAACUAGUCAAGAUCCUCCUUCUAGUUCAUCUGCAGACACAAGCAGCAAUCAGCCGAAGCCGUUUCGCCGUGUCCGACUUCAGCCACCGACAUUGAGAACUGGUGUUCGGGGUCGCCAGUUCAACAGACAGAGGGGUGUAACUCAUGCAAUGGGAGGCAGAGGAGGCCUGAACAGAGGCAACAUUAAUUAAUGAUCUGUAAAGUAAUUACAGCUGUGUAUACAAAAGUGCCAGUUUGCCUGUGGUUGCUUUAGUGUCAUGAAGCCAGAGCUUAAAGCAGCGUUUUAUACUUAGAUUUGUGUGCACACAUUUCGAUGUCUUUAUUAAUAAAAUUAGACAAAAUGUCAACAUUCAAAUGGCAUCUUUUUUCAAAGUCCUCUGCUGCGCAUCACUUGCUAGGACAGUUGUACCAGUCUUUGGUUACAGUCUUUCCUGUGAGAGCGGUAACGGGUCUUGCUAUUCUUCUGCCAACAUCCAAACUGUAGUACCGAUCUGAAAUGAAGACAGGCCAGAAUUAAAUUCCAGAAGCUACAUCUAGUACAUGGAAAGAAUCUUGAAGGUAAAGCCUUCCUUUUGGUUUCAUUUAGACAUAAAUAACAUUUUAAAUUCCAUGUACAUGUAUGGAAUUGAGAGGAUAGAACAAUGAAGUUUUGUCCUCGACUUUAAGUGUCCUUUUCUGUGUUUAGCUAGGCUUUACAGUACUGCUAAUAAUUAAAUCUGUUCCAAGAACAAUGAGUAGGGAAUAAUACUAUUCUACUGCUGGAACACAGAAAUAGUCUUAAGAGUUUGGAGAACAAACAAACGAUCCUGAACUGACUACAAAAGUGGGAACUCUGCUCCCCGAGUGUGAAUUGGCCUGUGCUAAGGUCAGAACUAGGCCAUAAUGGCAGAGACUUAGUUUAGUAUCCUGUAUUUGGAUACAUCUAGUUUCUAGAGCUCUUUGUUUUUUCUGAAUAAUCCAGAAAAUUCUGAGGGAUGCUUUUUUGGCUAGAGGGAAAGGACCUACCUAAUCUGGGGUCAUAAAGUAUUUUUUCCUGUGAAGUAAAGUGGCUCACGUCCCUCCCUUUUUUGUUCCGUCAGAAACGUAGUUCCAUGGUGAAAAAACUAUCGAUGUAUUAGUGGUCCAAGGAUUUCAGUCUAUCAUUAAUAUAAUUCUGCAUUUAAGUGUCAGGUUUUUUGUCACUUUUUAAGCCUGAACUCUUAUGGCAACGCAUUCCGCGACUGGCUAGUUUGAAUCAUUGUACAUUGUUGCUGCUAGUUGUCCUGUAACUUAUUUUUUUUUAAUAGAAACAUCUCUCCAUUGCAGGCAACAUUUUGAUUCUCAGGACUUUUUAGUAGUGCUUAAAAUUAGUCUUGCAGAACCACAGGUGAGAACCUCACGCUUUGGAAAGCUGAGAGAUCGUGGGCAUCUUUCUUCCCCACCCCUGGGCUUUUGAGGUCUCUAGAACCUUGCGUUAGCUGUCACUUACUGUAGGAGAAGGCAUAAUAAUCGUAGCCGUCUGGCUUAUUGUAGUUGGGUAGUGCUAUUGUCGAAUGAAUUACUUUGGGGAGCCCUCUCCAGUAGGCAGUCACUUUGAUUUCCUUACGCAAAACUCCUGCAAGCAAAAGAACACUGAAGUUAGGAGGUGUCGCAGUGUGUCUGCCGUGAGCUGUUAUUUGCUUGUAUUAUCUAUAUCAAGCGAGAUCAACUGGAUUAAAAAAUUUAAAAGUACUAUGUUUAAAAAAAUAUGGAACAAUGUUGUGUUUCAGAAGCUACUAAGAUUAAAUGGUUGUGUAAAAGAAACUUAAUAAAUGGAAGUUACCAGCUGGA